Messenger RNA from Oncorhynchus mykiss (rainbow trout), 3051 nucleotides. Its product is annotated as B-cell lymphoma 6 protein homolog. Gene Ontology annotation, molecular function: RNA polymerase II cis-regulatory region sequence-specific DNA binding; protein binding; DNA-binding transcription factor activity, RNA polymerase II-specific. The record is from RefSeq and is a predicted model, not a curated record. Lineage: Eukaryota; Metazoa; Chordata; Actinopteri; Salmoniformes; Salmonidae. Gene Ontology annotation, biological process: regulation of transcription by RNA polymerase II.
GAUAAAACGAAACCCACAACAUCAUGUACGAUCCUCACUGUUUUGGAAAUGGUAUGGCCCUCUGGUAGAAUUCCGAGAAUUAAGCCCUUGAGUUUCUUAGAACGGCAUUCUCAGAACUGGUGAUGCACGAAGUUUCCAGGAAAGUUUUACAAGAUUCUGACACCAUGGCCUCAUUGGCAGAUGGCUGCAUUCAAUUUACCCGCCAUGCCGGUGAUGUUCUGCUCAACUUCAACCGCCUCCGCAGCAGAAAUAUCCUGACGGACGUCACUAUCCAGAUUAACGGUCAGCACUUCUGCGCUCACAAGACGGUCCUCGUGGCUUGCAGUGGACUUUUUUACUCCAUAUUCACGGACCCCCUGAAGAGUAACCUGAGUGCCAUCAGCUUGGACCCUGAAGUUGACCCUGAUGGUUUUGCCAUCCUGCUGGACUUCAUGUACACCUCCACCCUGACCCUGAAGGACAGCCUCGUUCUGGUUACCAUGAACACAGCCUCUUACCUCCAGAUGGAACAUGUGGUGGACACCUGUCGCAGGUUCAUCAAGUCCAGAGAGCAGUCUUUGAGUCUGCAGAGAGAGGAGGUACUGGCCAGCCCGAUGCAUCUCUCUCAGGACCUCCCUGCUUUCAGGGUUCUGGAUAGGGUGGCGACCAGCCCCAGUCACACAUCCAUAUCUCCCCUCAGAGACUGGAGGAGCUACUGCCCCAGUGUUUUCAGUGGUAUCAAUGCUUCAGGUAGCUCCCACCACGUCCACGGAAAACACAUCCCCAUCAGAAAAAUGUCAGAUGCCUGCAAUGUCAGUGACAUUCCCAAAGGGGGUGCCAUCUUUCAGAAACUCUGCUCUACCUUGAAUCGCACAGAGACCACCAUCAUACACCACCCUUUGUCAUCUGACUCCUCAUCCUCCUCAGUUACGACCAUCUGCCCUCUCCCCUGCUCCAGCCGUCAGUCGGGGCCACUUGGGAGCCUCCAGGGGCCUGAACACAGAGGGGCCUCCCCCAUGGAGGAGGACAGGAACCCGUACCCACAGCCCAGCUCCCUCAGCCUGUCCCCAGGCUGCACCAAAGGGGUGAUCUGCAGUCCUCAGAGCCCUCUUCGUUCUGACUGCCAACCCAACUCCCCCACUGAGUCCAGUGGCUGCAGCAGGAACACAGUCCCGGCCCUGACCCAGCCAUCCGGCUGCUCCCAGGAGCCCAAGGCCCGCAACUGGAAGAAGUACAAGUUUAUCGUUAUGAACCAGACCUCUGGGGAGAAGGAGGAUGAGUCCCAGGUAGGGAGUGUUGAGGCUGGGGACUGCUCUCCUCCGCAGGGCCGCUACAGGACCAGUGGAUCAGAGGGAUCCGUUGAAGAACUCCAGACUGGAGAGAUGGUCAACGAGCAUUGGGAGGAGGUCCUUGUGCCACAGGCCAGCCAUCGCAGUGUUAGGCAGCAGAGAUGCUCCUCCUGUGGUACGGACGCUCCUCAGCACCUGGAGGUGUGUUCCCACUCCCCUGGGUCCUACACGGGGGAGGACACCAAUGAGCUGCACUCUGAGUACUCCGACUCAAGCGGUGAGAAUGGUUCCUACUUCUGCAACGAGUGCGACGCAAAGUUUGCGGAAGCGGACUCCCUGAAAGGACACAUGCUCCAGGUCCAUGCUGAUAAGCCAUACAAGUGUGACCGAUGCCAGGCUGCCUUCCGUUACAAAGGGAACCUUGCCAGCCACAAGACUGUCCACACUGGAGAGAAACCAUACCGCUGUAACAUCUGCGGCGCUCAGUUCAACCGGCCGGCCAACCUCAAGACCCACACCCGCAUCCACUCGGGAGAGAAGCCGUACAAGUGUGAAACGUGUGGCUCUUGCUUCGUACAGGUAGCUCACCUCCGGGCCCAUGUGCUGAUCCACACAGGGGAGAAGCCUUAUCCCUGUGAGAUCUGUGGGACGCACUUCCGCCAUCUUCAGACCCUCAAGAGCCACUUACGGAUCCACACAGGAGAAAAGCCAUACCACUGCGAGAAAUGUGACCUUCACUUUCGCCACAAGAGCCAGUUGAGGCUGCAUCUCCGUCAGAAGCACGGCGCGGUCACCAACACUAAGGCUCAGUACCGCCAGGCGAACAAGGACAUGCUCAUUGGCUUGGCCAAGGCCUGCUAAAUGGACACUGGGACGAUGGAGUGUGAUUUGCUGGCAAUUUUUACAUUGUUUUAGGAACACGUUGUCAUAGUACCACGCUGUCAGUGAUUGUUGUGUUUGUUGGCACUGGCAGACAGGUUUCCUCCAAAUGUGAAUAGUUCAUAUCGUUUAUAGCCCUUUUACUCUGUUUGUAUAUAAAUCUAAUAUGUACGGUGUAUAAAUGUGUUUUAAGAUUUUGUGAAAUGUCCUGUAUUGGAAUAUACAUUUUGAAAAUUAGAAUUUUGUAAUAUGAAUUCUUAUCGGUUAAUAAUGUUUUCUUAAUGUUUUCAGUUGAGUACGACUUUUUUCCUGAAUGUUUUCAGUUGAACGACAGUCGUCUUCUAGAAAACUGUACGACACACUUUCAUUCAUAUUGAGAAACACUGUUACAUUGGUACAGUUCUGUUAUAGAUAGUAUAUGGGGGCAUGUUCAGCUGGACAAUAGAUAAUAUAUUACCCAGUUCUUUGUAGUUUCUUAUCUUAAUAUAGUAAAUAUAUAAUGUACUACCUACCCAGAUUUCCCUCUGCUGGCAGAGUAUAUGUCUGCAUUACUAAGGUACAGAUGUUUUUUUUUUUAAUGUCUUUCUACCUAGUGAAAGAUUGUCAUUGAAUCUGUCGUUUGGGCAAAAUAAUAUAUUAUCCGACACGGAUACAUAGACAUGCAAUACGCAAUGUAUUCAAGGUGCUUUACACUGAGUUGUCAGAUUUUCUGUUCAUUAGCGCAGUGUCCCACGUCAGCACUUUGUACUGUGUUUGUUUUGUCUGCUUUUUGUCUCAAGCCCACAAGCUGUAAGUACACCAGGUCUCAAGCUACAAGUCCUCAGGAAUGUUAUCAACAUUUGUCUUUGUAAAACUGCAGAGCUUUAUGUGAAAUAUAAUUAAAGGAAUGCAUUAUGAAAACAUA